Messenger RNA from Amoebophrya sp. A120, 1896 nucleotides. The record is from the annotation of a GenBank genome assembly. NCBI's taxonomy places the organism in Eukaryota, Dinophyceae, Syndiniales, Amoebophryaceae.
CGAAACCUAAAGCUUAAACUUUUUUCCCGCGAUUUUUUGGUAAAAUAAAUGAAAAGAAGUUGUAGUGAUAAAAACAUCAGGAUGGACGGUGAGGAGCGGGUCGCAUUGUUGCUAGAGCUGGAAGACGAAGACGAGGAAAACGAAAAGGACAAGCGCAGGUGUCGAGCGUCAAUCUCUAAGUCACCAUUUUUCUCUCCGCCCGGCGUCGAGCCACAGCAAGCAGAAACCGUCGACAACAGCAAGAUACAGCAGAUAUGCGCAAUGCAUGUUGCAGCUGCAGGAGCGGGAGCGAGAAACAAGAUUGAGGAGGAGCUGGUACGAGUGGAGGUCACUUGCGGCGGCGAGGACGUGCCGUUGCUCGAAGAAGCACUUCGGCAGCACGAUUAUAGUAUUGAUCUUAGCGCCUUGGAACGGGAAAAAGUUGAGGGUCUCCCUCAUCUUCCUCUUGGUGAAGGGGAAGGAGGUCAAGAUAAUGUAGAAGAAAGACAAAGCGGCAAAACGAAGAGCAAAAUCAAGACCAAGGCCAAGCUCGGAGGUGGCACAAAGAAUCCGACAACAGCACGAACGCGAGGCUGUACCGCGCUGGGAGAUCAUGAUGAGCGCUCUCAGGAGGAUCUCCUUAUCGUCCGUCCCAGCACGAAAGGAAAAACUACUACAACAUCACCUGCUGCUGGGUCGAGAUCCUGCAAAACAAGCACCGGAGCAGCCCUGCUCGCUCUUCUGUUCGGUAUCCUACUUCUUGCCGUCGGGCUGGUUGUUUCCGCGUGGCACACGGAACACAGGCAUGAGCAAUUGCUGCAGCUGCAGUCUGAGCAGGCAUCCAGUGUGGACACGCAGGUCCAGAGGCAACUGCAGGCCACACAGGAAUCCAAUGCAUCCCAGUUUGCGUCCCUGUUGACCCAGAUUCAGGCUACCGAGGAACUGAUAGACGCCCGCGGUGGCGAGUGGAGCAACGAGCUGGCUAGUUUGCGUACGACUCUGCAGGGACUGCGGCGCAUCGUUGACCAGGGCGCUACUAAUUUAUCGGCACGCAUCGAGACAGUGCAAACGGAACUGCAGCAGACCGUGGAAAACGUGCACACCGCGUUGGAAAACAGCAUGGCGGAGCACGCGGGGAAUACGAACGCACGCUUUGACACGGUUCGAAACGACAUUGCGGCCGUACUAACGGCAACCUCGGAUCUACGGGAGGACCAGUUACGACUAGGGGAUACUUUGCUUGGCCAGGGAGCAGACUUGGAGUCCCGUAUCGCCGAAGGCACAGCAUCGCUUGCUGCCGGCCUCGAAACCGUGCGGGGGGAAAUCGCACAAAUGGGAACGGAUCAGGGCGCCAGGGUCGACAUUCUGGUUGACCGGCUGCAGGAUCAGGUUUCUCAGGGGCAAGAAAGCCUGCGCGAAGGGCAGCAGCAGCUUGCUGCGGGACAGCAAAGCUUAACCGAGCGACAAGACCAGUUUUCUCAGGGGCAAGAGAGCCUGCGCGAAGGGCAGCAGCAGCUUGCUGCGGGACAGCAGAGCCUAAUCGAGCGACAAGACCAGUUUUCUCAGGGGCAAGAAAGCCUGCGCGAAGGGCAGCAGCAGCUUGCUGCGGGACAGCAGCGCCUGAUCGAGCGACAAGACCAGCUUUCUCAGGGGCAAGACCGCCUGCGCGAAGGGCAGCAGCAGCUUGCUGCGGGACAGCAGAGCCUAAUCGAGCGACAAGACCAGGUUUCCCAGGGGCAAGAAAGCCUGCACGAUACCCUGCUGCGACGUCACGAACACCUGGCCGAAAGCGUGCAGAGCCUUUCUGGAGGGCACGAAACGCUUCUUCAGGGGCAAAAUAAUCUAUCCGAAAAUGUCAAUCGGUUCCUGCAGAGGGUGGAAACUCUUGUCAACGACGGAGGUCAUCGGCGUAACUGA